GGACAUCCGGUCCAGCUCCAGGGGUCCGAAAGUGACUCUGUCCUCCUCCCUUGGAUCUCAGUAGCUUCUAACCCGGAAUCGUGGUCCACGAGCCGAUUUGCAGUGGCCGCGGGCCGGCGCCACGCCAUUCCCUGCGCUUGUGCUCGCGGAGUGCGCCCGGCCUCCCCGCCAGGGGGGAAAAUGCCGAAGAAAAAGACCGGUGCGAGGAAGAAGGCAGAGAACCGCCGGGAGCGGGAGAAACAGCUUCGAGCUUUGAGAAGCACCAUAGAUUUAGCUAAGCACCCAUGCAACGCUUCAAUGGAAUGUGAUAAGUGCCAGAGGCGGCAGAAGAAUAGAGCGUUUUGCUACUUUUGUAAUUCUGUACAGAAGUUACCAAUUUGUGCACAGUGUGGGAAAACAAAGUGCAUGAUGAAGUCAUCGGACUGUGUCAUAAAGCAUGCUGGCGUGUACAGUACCGGCCUUGCGAUGGUGGGUGCCAUAUGUGACUUCUGUGAAGCUUGGGUUUGUCAUGGGAGGAAGUGUCUCAGCACACACGCCUGUGCCUGCCCUCUCACUGAUGCUGAGUGCGUGGAGUGUGACCGAGGGGUCUGGGACCACGGAGGCAGAAUAUUCAGCUGUUCCUUUUGCCAGAACUUUCUCUGUGAAGAUGAUCAAUUUGAACAUCAAGCCAGCUGCCAGGUUUUAGAGGCGGAAACAUUUAAAUGUGUUUCAUGCAAUCGGCUUGGUCAACAUUCUUGUCUUCGUUGUAAGGCUUGUUUCUGUGAUGAUCAUACAAGGAGCAAGGUGUUUAAACAAGAGAAAGGAAAACAGCCUCCCUGCCCCAAGUGUGGACAUGAAACGCAGGAAACCAAGGAUCUCAGCAUGUCAACGCGCUCCCUGAAAUUUGGCAGGCAGACUGGAGGCGAAGAAGGAGAUGGAGCGGCUGGGUACGACGCCUACUGGAAGAACCUUUCAUCUGCUAAAUAUGGUGACACCAGCUACCAUGACGAGGAGGAUGACUAUGAAGCAGAGGAUGAUGAAGAGGAAGAAGAUGAAGGUGGAAAGGAUUCAGAUGCUGAGCCAUCAGAUCUGUUUACUAAUUUGAAUUUAGGAAGGACCUACGCCAGUGGCUACGCGCACUAUGAGGAGCAGGAGAGCUAGGAGAGCCGCUUGCCCGUCGGCGACCUGGUCUGAGAGGGGCAGGAAGGUGUGCGCGUGAUGAAUUGUGUGCGUGCGUUCAAAGGGCCGUCACCCAGCCUUGUGCAGGGUCACCGUUACUGGGGCGAAGAGCAGGGCAUAGCAUCUUUAUAGGAAAUGAUAAUCAGGCUUACAGCGUAAGAAAAGUGGAUUUCAAAUGUGAGAUAUUUAUUAAUACAAACAAUUGAAGCAUCAUGGAUUGGACUUUUACUGAUUUCAGUAACCUGGUAGGUUUUGCCAAUUAGACACAUAACACAGGAUAAAGGAAUAGGAGGGUAAUAUAUAUGAAAUUAAAUUGCUGUUUUUACGAAAACCACUGCUUAUGAAUUCAUUCUGUCUGAUUUUUUAAAUAUGUAAUGGGUAAAAUGAAUUACUGUAUUUUCCUUUUUAUGUCCACAGAAUACAAGUUGGAUGUUAUAUGCUGAAUUUUCAUUAAAUCUUCAUGUUAUCUUAUAUAGUCAUGACUUGCAUGCUUUAGCAGUUGAUUGAUUUCUUCACAGUGUAUUUUUUGACCCGUGCCGACUAAAUGCCAAAGUGGAUAGAAGAAGGUGACUAUAGAGCCAUCUUUCAGACACAUAAUCAGAAAUAGUAUUACACGGAUA
Messenger RNA from Pteronotus mesoamericanus, 1778 nucleotides. It is a transcript of the gene NOAZFP, whose product is annotated as zinc finger protein 330. Gene Ontology annotation, cellular component: nucleus. Lineage: Eukaryota; Metazoa; Chordata; Mammalia; Chiroptera; Mormoopidae. The record is from RefSeq and is a predicted model, not a curated record. Gene Ontology annotation, molecular function: zinc ion binding. Bases 181 to 1140 code for a protein of 319 amino acids. The transcript has 10 exons.